GGAAGUUAAGCCCAAGGGAGAGAAGCAUAACUCCCCAAUAAAAGAGAAAAAAGUACUCUGGACUUAACCCUCUCAAGAAUCAAGAUGCAGAUGUCCGAGCCCCUCAGCCAGAAGAACGCGCUUUUCAAGGCCAUGAACCGAUUUAUCGGCGCCGUCAACAACAUGGACGAGACGGUCAUGGUGCCGAGCCUACUGAGAGAUGUGCCGUUGGACCAGGAAAUUGAGCUGCAGAAGUUAACUAAAGAGCCGGACAGCUAUCGCAGGGAUGUUGAGGUGGACAUGUACAGCUACUACAGCCAGCUCAAGUCCAUCCGAAACAACAUCGAAUGGGGCGUCAUGCGUGCAGAGGAGCAGAGGCGCAAAAAUGACAAUUCUGCGUCGGAGCCACCGCGCACCGAGCCCGAGGGCGACAUGGACUUGGAAGAACUCCUACAGUACCACUUGAGGGGUUUGCAUGGGGUGCUGUCCAACCUUACAAGUCAAGCCAACAACCUGACUAACAGAUACAAGCAGGAGAUUGGCAUCGCUGGCUGGGGACAGUGAACUGCAUCGUGAAGGACAUUAAUUAGGAUAUGAUGAUUUGUUCUGACCUAAUAUAGUUUGUAUUUGUAAAAAUCCUAACUCCCAUUUAUACUGUCAAGAGGUUCGAAGGAAAGAUAUGCCAAGAUGGGAAAGUGGUUUUGUUUGAAUGUUUUCUAUAGUGUUGAUCACUGACAUGUUAAAAGGACUGCUUCUUGUAUUUAUGUCAUGGCAUAUAAUUUGCACUGACAGUCUUUUUAAAUCUCUGUUUGAGUGGCUGAAUGCCACCUUACCUUGCUAUUUAAACCUAUUUAUGUAUUAUGUAUAUUUGAAUGCUUUUAUUUUUUCAUUCUUUAUGAGAGGAAAAUUGUUGUCUUAUGAUGUUCCUGUAUACAUUCCAGAGUACAACUUGUGAGUUUGUUUCCUCUGAUAACUUUAGGAACUGAGUCUAUGAUAAUUUUUUUGAGGUUUUUUGAAGUUAUAGAGAACCCUUUGGACGUUCUCUGCUAACUGUAGACUGUAUAGACUGUAAACUAUCUGUGAAUCAACUUGUGAAUCAAUGACGUGGACAGCUCUGAGAAUCACUGUGUGUGUAUCAUGAUGAGCUUCAUGAGGUUCUGUCAUAGUGUGCCUUGUAGGCCCUAAGUAUGAUUGUUCACAGCAUAUUUUGUUUGCCUGAAAAAAUAAACUUUUGUAUUUGAAUUCAUCUUA
Messenger RNA from Triplophysa dalaica, 1230 nucleotides. It is a transcript of the gene mid1ip1a, whose product is annotated as MID1 interacting protein 1a. The record is from RefSeq and is a predicted model, not a curated record. Gene Ontology annotation, biological process: regulation of lipid biosynthetic process. Gene Ontology annotation, cellular component: cytosol. Lineage: Eukaryota; Metazoa; Chordata; Actinopteri; Cypriniformes; Nemacheilidae. The transcript has a single exon. Bases 85 to 543 code for a protein of 152 amino acids.